This is a messenger RNA of Cyclocybe aegerita, 489 nucleotides long. The record is from the annotation of a GenBank genome assembly. NCBI's taxonomy places the organism in Eukaryota, Fungi, Basidiomycota, Agaricomycetes, Agaricales, Hemipholiotaceae.
AUGCCCACCACUUCUCAAUACAUGCCAUCAAAGACUCCUGCUUGGGAACCGUCCUCUCAUACUCUGGCCCUUUCAUCUCUAGGUCUACCUUCCAUGGUACCUGCAGCAUCUAUCCCUAUGGAAGACCGCGACAUGUUGUGGCUAAAGGACUCUCGUUUCGAAGGUGUUUGUGUGAAGCUCCUAGAGAAGAAUACAGUGAACUGGAAGGUGCUUGAAUUGGUUUCUGUGUCUGGUGAUCAAGUCCGUGUCAAGGACCUGCAGCUCUGGGGGGAACACACCAUCGACAUCGCCAACCUCCAACCUGUGGUUCCUGAUAUGGUGGGCGAUUUUGUUACUGUCACCGCAGGUCCUAUGGCAGGGAAUAUAUUCAAAGUUCGCUCAGUGGAUCAGGAGACUUGCACGAUCCAGAAGUGUGGCACUCGUCCUGCCAGAGGCGAACAAGAUCCUGUUGUUUCUACUAGACGUUUAACCUGCAUAUACGGUCGCUAG